GUUUGCGGCUUCACGGCAGCGCUGUAAUGUGAAAAGCCGCAUUUGCACUAUUCAUACUCACACAUUGAAAAGAAAAGCAAGAGGGCACCCUUCCUUUCAUUUCACUGCUCUAGUCAUAUCCAGAGUGUGGAUUAACACAUUUAAGUGCUGCAACGAUGUCCAGGCUAGCAGGGGGCGAUGCUAAUGAUGUCACCCACUUCCUCUCCACUGGAAUGGGGCCUGGGACAACAACGUCUGCGCUCUCUGCCUCCAGCCAAGCUGAUUGGGCAGCUAAGAGGCUCGUCUGGGUGCCUUCAGAGAAACAUGGGUUUGAGUCUGCAAGUGUGUGUGAGGAGCGGGGUGACGAGGUGGAGGUGGAGCUUAUCGACAGUGGGCGGAAACUGACACUUUCGAGGGAGGAGCUCCAGCGGAUGAACCCGCCCCGUUUUAGUAAAGUUGAAGACAUGGCCGAUCUUACAUGCCUCAAUGAGGCCUCUGUUUUACACAACCUACGAGAGAGAUACUAUUCAGGACUCAUAUAUACGUACUCUGGCCUGUUUUGUGUGGUGAUAAAUCCCUAUAAGAACCUGUCCAUGUAUACAGAAUCCAUCAUAGAGAUGUAUCGUGGGAAAAAACGUCAUGAAAUGCCACCACAUGUCUACGCCAUAUCGGAGGCCGCCUACAGGAGCAUGCUGCAAGACAGAGAAGAUCAGUCCAUCCUGUGCACAGGGGAGUCUGGUGCAGGAAAGACAGAGAACACUAAGAAAGUGAUUCAGUAUCUUGCACAUGUGGCAUCUUCACACAAGUCUGGCACUAUGGGUCGGCCCAAAGAUGCAACGCAGAUGGACGGUACUCGCUCUUUAGGUCGUGGCAGUAGUGCUGUGAACAGGAUUGUGCAGUAUGGGGAGCUGGAGAAACAGUUACUGCAGGCUAACCCCAUUCUAGAGGCCUUCGGCAAUGCAAAGACAGUCAAAAACGACAACUCUUCCAGAUUUGGAAAAUUCAUCAGGAUAAACUUUGAUGUUGCUGGAUAUAUUGUUGGUGCUAACAUUGAGACCUAUCUGCUGGAAAAGUCUCGAGCCAUUCGCCAGGCAAAAGAUGAGAGGACCUUCCAUAUCUUCUACCAGCUCCUUUCUGGAGCUUCAGAGACUAUGAGAAAGGAGCUUCUGCUUGGCAGUGCAGAUCAAUACCGCUUUCUCUGUGGGGGAUCACUUCCUGUCCCGGGUCAGAGUGACUCAGAAAACCUCACUCAGACAAUGGACUCUGUUGCCAUCAUGGGUUUCACCAAGGAGGAAUCCACCUCUAUGUUAAAGGUGAUCUCUGCAGUGAUGCAAUUUGGGAACAUCACAUUUAACAAAGAGAAGAACACAGAUCAGGCCUCUAUGCCGGAUGACACAGCGGCUCAGAAACUCUGCCACCUGCUGGGCAUCAGUGUGCUGGAGUUUAGCCGAGCCAUUCUCACUCCCCGCAUCAAAGUAGGCCGCGAAUAUGUCCAGAAGGCCCAGACCAAGCAGCAGGCUGAUUUUGCGAUAGAGGCUUUGGCAAAGUCCACAUAUGAGCGUCUCUUCCACUGGCUGGUCCACCGUAUCAACAGAGCCCUGGACCGCAGACAGAGACAGGGAGCCUCAUUCAUCGGGAUCCUGGACAUUGCUGGAUUUGAAAUCUUCCAGCUGAACUCGUUUGAGCAGUUGUGUAUUAAUUACACUAACGAGAAGCUGCAGCAACUGUUCAAUCACACCAUGUUUGUUAUGGAGCAAGAAGAGUACCAGCGUGAGGGCAUUGAGUGGAGCUUCAUCGAUUUCGGUCUGGAUCUUCAGCCCUGUAUCGACCUUAUUGAGAGACCGACCAAUCCUCCUGGCAUACUUGCAUUAUUGGAUGAGGAGUGUUGGUUUCCGAGGGCAACAGAUCGCUCAUUUGUGGACAAGGUUUCAGCUGAGCAGGGUUCACACCCGAAGUUUGUGCGGCCACGACAGAUCAAAGAAGGGGCUGACUUCUCCAUCAUUCACUACGCUGGCAAGGUUGAUUAUAAGGCAGAUGACUGGCUGGUGAAGAACAUGGAUCCUUUGAAUGAUAAUAUUGCAUCUCUCCUGCAUCAGUCAUCUGAUCCUUUCAUCUCUGAGCUCUGGAGAGAGGUGGAGAGGAUUGUGGGUCUGGAUCAGGUGUCAUCUGGUGAGAGCAGUGGCAAAGUGAGUUUUGGGGCUGGAUUAAAAACAAAAAAGGGCAUGUUCCGAACAGUGGGGCAACUCUACAAAGAGUCCCUCACCAAACUUAUGGCAACCCUCCGCAACACCAACCCCAACUUUCUGCGCUGCAUCAUCCCCAACCAUGAGAAACGGGCAGGGAAGUUGAGUCCUCAAUUGGUUCUGGAUCAGUUGAAGUGUAAUGGAGUUUUAGAGGGGAUCAGGAUCUGCAGACAGGGCUUCCCAAACCGUAUCCCAUUCCAGGAGUUCAGACAGAGGUAUGAGAUCUUGACUCCAAAUGCCAUUCCUCGAACCUUUAUGGAUGGGAAACAGGCAUGUGAGCUCAUGAUCAGUGCUUUAGAGUUGGACAAGAAUCUUUUCCAGGUGGGACAGAGUAAAGUGUUCUUCCGGGCUGGAGUUCUGGGUCACCUGGAAGAAGAACGAGACCUGAAGAUCACUGACAUCAUCAUCCGCUUCCAGAGUGCCUCACGUGGAUAUCUCGCCAGGAGGGCAUUCCAUAAGAAACAGCAGCAGCUCAGUGCUCUGCGUGUGAUGCAGAGGAACUGUGCAGCGUACUUAAAGCUCAGAAAUUGGCAUUGGUGGAGACUCUUCACCAAGGUGAAACCGUUGCUGCAGGUAACCCGUCAGGAUGAGGAGAUUCAAGUUCGUGAAGUUAAGCUUCAGAAAGCCAACGACCAGCUGAGCAAACUGGAGACUGAUUUAACUGAACUGGACAAAAAAAACCAACAGCUGAUGGAGGAGAAGAUAGUGCUGACCGACCAGCUGCAGGCGGAGGCCGAAUUAUUCGCAGAAGCAGAAGAAAUUAGAGCGCGGCUGGCCAAACGCAAACAGGAGCUUGAAGAUGUGUUAGGAGAGCUCGAAAGCCGAUUGGAGGAGGAAGAGGAGAGGACUGCUCAGCUGACCAAUGAGAAGAAGAAGAUCCAACAACAUGUCAAGGAUCUGGCAGAGAAGCUCGAGGAGGAGGAGGGGACACGCCAGCGUAUCCAGCUUGAGAAGGUCACUCUGGAAAGUAAAGUGAAAAGUCUAGAGGCAGAGAACAUGACUGUGGGAGAGCAGAAAGAAAGAUUAAGCAAGGAGAAGAAACAGUUGGAAGAGAGACUGAAUGAAAUGAAAGAACAGCUCACAGAGGAAGAAGAGAAAGUGAAGAGUCUCAAUAAGCUAAAAAACAAACAGGAAGCUGUCAUUGCAGAUAUAGAAGAGCGUCUGAAAAGGGAAGAGCAGAGUCGUCUGGAGCAGGAGAAGUGUAAGAGACGGAUAGAGGGUGAAGCAGUGGAUGCACAAGAGCAGCUGGCUGACCUCAGCUUACUCGUCACAGAGCUAAGAGCAAGCCUGAGCCAGAAAGAAAAAGAGAUCACCGCACUACAGACACGCUUGGAAGAAGAGAGUGCCCGCCGUACAGAAGCUCAGAGGGCUCUGAGAGAGGCAAUGUCUCAGGUGUCUGAGCUGAAGGAGGAGGUGGAGAAUGAACGAGGGAUGAGGGAAAGAGCUGAGAAACAGAGGAGAGAUCUGGGAGAAGAGUUAGAAGCUCUGAAGACUGAACUCGAAGAUACUCUGGACACCACAGCUGCUCAGCAAGAACUCAGGUCUCGCCGUGAGUCUGAGUUAGGAGAGCUUCAGAGGUGUUUAGAGGUGGAGACACGUCGUCAUGAAGCCCAACUCUCAGAACUGCGCAUCAAACACACCGCUGCUAUUGACUCCCUUCAGGAGCAGCUGGACAAUGCCAAGAGAUCCCGUCAGUCCGUGGAGAAGGCGAAGGCCAUGCUGGAGGAGGAGCGCUUGAACCUGAACACUGAGCUAAAGACGCUACAGGGAGGGAAGAUGGAGAGCGAGAGGGGCAGAAAGAGAGCAGAGGGACAGUUACAGGAUCUGAAUGCACGCCUCUCACAGGCUGAGAAAGAAAGAGAGGAGAGAGAGGAACGACUCAGUAAACUACAGUCAGAGUUUGAGUCUUUGUCCAGUUCUCUCUCCUCGUCUGACUCAAAAUGUCUUCGUUUAAAUAAGGAGGUCAGCAGUCUGGAGAGUCAGUUGCAUGAUGUGCAGGAGCUCCUGCAGGAAGAGACGCGGCAGAAAUUAGCGUUGGGCUCACGUGUUCGCGCUCUAGAGGAGGAGAAAGUUGGAAUGAUUGAUAGACUAGAGGAGGAGAUGGAGAAGACCAGAGAACUCACACGUCAGAUUCAGAACCAUACGCAACAGCUGGCUGAUUUUAAAAAGCAAACAGAGGAAGUGAAAACAGCAGUGGAAGCCGGGGAGGAGACCAGGAGGAAGAUGCAGAGAGACCUGGAGAAUGCAGUACAGAGAGAGAGAGUCAGAGAAGAAGAGAAAGAACGCAUUGAGAGACAGAAAGAACGACUGAGAGAAGAGAUAGAAGACUUGACCAUCGCUCUGCAGAAAGAGAGACAGAACUGUUCCGCUCUAGAGAAGAGACAGAAAAAAUUCGAUCAGAGUUUGGCAGAGGAGAAAGCAAUGAGUGCUCGGCUGUUGGAGGAACGGGACCGUGCAGAAGCAGAAGGUCGAGAGAAAGAGACACGCUUCUUGUCUCUUUCUAGAUCACUGCAGGAAACCUCAGAGCAGAGAGAUGAGCAAGAGAGAGCCAAUAAGCUACUCCGCCUCGAGAUGGAACAGCUUAUCAAUGCCCAAGAUGACGUGGGAAAAAAUGUUCUUGAUCUGGAGCGUUCUCGACGGGCUUUGGAAACAGAAGCCCAGUCUCUGAGAGAACAGACCCAGGACCUGGAGGAUGAGCUGACAGAGACGGAGAACGCUCGUCUGAGACUGGAGGUUACGCUUCAAGCCCUCAGGGCUCAGUUUGAGAGAGAGAUAAGCACCAAGGAGGAGAAAGGAGAAGAAAAAAGGAGAGCCCUCAACAAACAGGUGCGAGAGCUGGAAGUAAUGCUUGAAGAAGAAAGGACUCAGAGAGCUCAAGCUCUGGCGGUCAAGAAACAGUUGGAGUCAGAGCUGAUGGAGUCAACGUCUCAGGUGGAAGCAGCCAAUCGGGGCAGAGAGGAGGCAAUCAGGCAGAUGAAACGUCUUCAGGUUCAAUUGAAGGAGCUUCUUCGUGAGCUGGAUGAGACCAAACUGGCUAGAGAAGAGAUUGUCGCUCAAUCAAAGGACACUGAGAAACGCCUGCAGACUCUGGAGGCAGAUCUAGUACAGCUAACAGAGGAACUGGCUGUUUCUGAGAGGCAUCGAAGGCAAGCUCAGCAGGAGAGAGACGAAAUGGCGGAUGAAAUCGUCAGCAGCGCUAGUGGAAAAUCUGCCCUGUUUGAGGAAAAACGGCGUCUGGAGGCUAGAAUCACUGAACUGGAGGAAGAAUUAGAGGAGGAACAGAGUAAUGCUGAACUACUGGCUGAGAGACAGCGGAAGAGCAUCUUACAGGUUGAGACGCUUACAGUCCAGUUGGCCGGAGAGAGAACGCUGGCAAAGAAGAGUGAUAGCACACGUGAGUUACUCGAUAGGCAGAAUAAGGAGCUGAGGACUCGUCUAAAUGAGCUGGAGGGGGCUGUGAGGGGCAAACAGCGUCUCAGCGUCGCCGCCCUGGAGGCCAAGAUAGAAUCUAUGGAGGAACAACUGGAGCAAGAGAGACAAGAGCACACCAUGGCUAAUAAGCUGGUGAGGAAAACAGAGAAGAAACUGAAAGAGGUUCUGAUUCAGGUGGAUGAUGAAAAGAGACAUGCAGAUCAGUACAGAGAGCAGUUGGAUAAGUCUACAGGCCGACUCCAUCAGCUUAAGAUGCAGUUAGAAGAGGUUGAGGAGGAGAACUCACGCUCCAGCGCUCAGCGCAGGAAACUACAGCGAGAAAUGGAGGAAAUGAGUGACAGUAUGCAAAUCAUGAACCGUGAGCUCAUCAUUCUACGCUCACAACUCAGCGUGACAGAACGGCAGAAGUCAGAACAGCGAGCUCCACUCUCUCUUUCCAUGCGUUUUGGCCGCAGGGCUCUGGUGGAUGAUUUCUCUCAGGAGAACUCUGAUUCGGAGGAUCCAGGUGCUUCUCUCACCGCGUCAAGUGGCCUGCCAGGGAAUCCUACACCCUCAGACCACGCCCUGGCCCCCCCACCCCCGUACAGCCUUACACACACUGAAUAAGAAGGGGAUAGUGUGAAAGAUGGCCAGAUUUAAUCUCAUAGUUUGCAAUUGUACACACAAUGCUGCAGAGCAUCCAUGCAGUCACAGACAACAACAGAACUUGAAACUAGUUAAUGAAACUAGUUAGUGAUUUAUCAAUGUUUAAUGAACAAAUGAGUAAGCAUGCAAGAUGGAGAAAAUCAGAUUCAGUACUCUUUCUACUUAACCAACCUAGUAGUGAGUAAACAGUUUUUAUUUUUUAAAGUGGGACAGAACAAAACUACAUUUCCCAGCACUCUUUAAGAAAUAGAAGUACUGUGUAUUGGCCUAGCCUCAUAUCGAUGCAGUAUAUUAUAUACCAGGCUUGUUGUGGCACAAUUGUAAUGGCCACAUCAAGCUCUCUAUCAAUCAAUAAUAAGCCAUUUGUUUAAGGGAAAUUUGCAUGUUGAUGGCAAUCAAAUGGAAAAGGCCAUCAGGUAUUGCACAGAUGAUCCAAAUCAAAAGAUUCAUGAUUGGGCUAAAAUUCAUCAGCUGUGCCAGCACAAGCCAUUAAACCUUCAAAACACUGAGAAACUUUCUCUCUCUCACUCCUAAAAUAAUGUUUUAAGAAAUUUAGAAUUGAACAGGGACAAGAAUAUCUUUUUGUUAUUUUGUUAUUUAAUGUUAAAAAGUAAUAGCACUACUUCUGAUUAAUAGAAUGUUGCUUUUUAUCAAACAUGAUUUGGCAGAGAUGAUGCUAAUGUACACCAAGCUUUGUAUAAACGUGAGAAAGUGAGACAGAGAGAAAUGCUUUUCUAUUAGAUAUUAUAUAAUAUGCUUCAAAUUUGAGCUAUCCGUGCUAGCUUUUACUUAUUAGCCAUAAACUGAUAUCAGAGGUCAUAAGAAAAGAAUGGAGAUAUAGAAACUAAAAUGUAAAUAUAAGGUAAAACAGACAAUAGAAAACCAACGAUUCGUGGAUUUAUUGCAGAAAACAAAGAGAAGCGGUCAACGCUGACAGAUUUCACUUCCAUGUAGACUUAGCAGUAACGAUUCUUAGAUAUUUUCAAUUAACCUGCUCUAAUCUCAUUAAAACAUUAGUAUUAUUCAGUUCAACUCCCUAUUAAAGGUGCACUCAGUCAUUUUUUUUUUUAGGAUAUCAAAGUGGCUUACAUUGGCUUACACUGACACCUAGUGGCCUGGAUGCUGCGUCAUUGAAACACAGGAGCUUUCAGUUACAGCUGCCAGUGUAGAAAUUCAUUAUGUCCAGUAAAUCAGGAUUAAUUAAUCUAUGAAAGAAAUUGUCCAAUAUCAGGGUACUUACUGAGAUUAAGUGAGUAUUAUUCAGAUGGUCAUGUGAUGCUAACAUGGCUGCCCCCUGCCCUAGAAUAAAAUAAAUUUUAUAAGAUUACUGAUAUGACUGAACUCUUCAUCUCACAAGAGUGGUCAUGAUUUUAUACAUGUUUCAAAAUAGAAGUAAAAUGUUUUCAAUUAGGAAAACAUUUACUGAGUGAACCUUUAAGAUUGGGGUAUUCUUACAUUCUUAGAUACUGUGCUUUGAUAGUUACCUAGAUACCCCUAAAGGGAAGGCUUUUGUUGGUAGUGAUAUAGGCAGUUAGAAUUUCUACAUUUAGUCUUAACACAUCGGCUCCAGCUUCAGACAACUGACUUGUCAUUUUUAUCAAAUCUGAAAAUUCCAGUAUGCAUUCUAUUUUGUUUUGUAUUCUUUUUUUCUUUUUUUUUUUUUUUGUUAUGUUAUGUUAUGAAAUCAGGAUGAAAUUUGAUGAAAUUUGAUGAAAACAGGCCUAAGUUAAAGGAAAACAAAGGAUAGUGGGUUUAUACCUUAAAAAGGUAGUUUUAGUCAAGAACACUGGACAGAAAACUAAACAUUUUCAACAAAGCUGCAUAUACUGAAAAUCAGAGACAGUUUUGAGACAAUGGACGCACAAGUAUAGAGUAAGACAUCUGUAUUUAGAUUACAGAGAGUUUCUUUGUCAUGGUGUGAAUGGCAUAAGUCUUAUUACACUUAUUACAUUACAGGGGUUGAAGGCGGCUAGUUACUUUGCUCCUUAAUUAUCUCAACUGUAUCAAUGUAACAUUGUUUUCUGCCAAAUGAAAUUGUGUUCUUCUUUUUUUUUUUUUUUUUUUAAAGAGGCUAAUAUUUAUGGAACAGAGCUUUUAUGUUGUAUACAAUCUGGGGCAUAUGGAUGACUAAAGGGAAAUUAUUUUAGUUGUAUGCAUAUCGACAUGUACUGUAGUUUAGACUGGUGAAAAGGGAGGACAUACCUGCUAAAAAAUCCAAUGGAGUCCAUUGAAAACCAAUAGCCCAUUUCCCACAUACAGUCCCGGUACUUCUCCCUUGAACUUUCUUGAUGAAAACUAUUAAGAGGAACAGGAGACUUUUCACUCUCUUGCAUUCGCACACACAAAGGAACCCCCAUGGUUACAGUACAUCUGUCAAUGUUUGCACAUGCGAUUCAAUAGCAACAACAGCACUGAUUGUGGGUGCCAGGAGCGGAGCUACAGUUUUGUGAGGGCUUUAUUACACAAACUGUAUCUUAAGGUUACAGUUCUUUCACUGGGAGCAUGAGCCAUGUGUGCGGUGCUGCAUCCCUAAAGUCUUUGAGGCUGAGGUGAGAGGAGAGGAAAGGGCACUCAGCGUAUUUUAAUCAUGCAGCACAUGCUAAACUCAGUGGAAUACAUGCAAUAUAAACUCAAUCUUUUACAAUAAAUGCUUUUAUGACUCAACAUAAAAUACUGUACUGAAAUACUAAAAAAUAUGGGUUGAUGCAAGUUAACCAUACAGUAAAAGGAACGCAACACUUUCCUAAUGAAAAUAGAUUUUAUGAUGGUAAAGUUUCAAAUAUAUUUAAAUUACCCACUCUCGAUAAACAUCUUAUUAUCAAUGUCCAUUAUCCCAGGAAAAGCAGUUACACAGUACAGAUGCGAUGAAAGCUCAAACCGUGUCUUCCGCUGAAGUCCUGCAUCAGCUUUGCUCACCCCUCGUAUACUCGUACUAUGUAAAACAGGUGGUACUCUUUGGGUACUUCAAGUAGCAAGCUAGCAGCUACAAGUUUGUUUACACGUGGUGGCUAUAGACUCUUUGCGUUUCUCAUUGCUUUGUGCGUCAUACGUGUUUGACCAAUCACAGGUUGCAACACCUCCCACAGUCCCUCUUCUCCAAAAAGUACCCCAAAGUAGGAGCUAAAAAAGUCUCUCUAAAUGACUAAGAGGAACUAAAGUUUAAAGUUAAAGUAAAAUGGGUUUUAGUUCCUGCAGUGAAAAGGGCCUAAUGAAAUAACUAGGAGGUUUGAUAAAUCUGAUAAAUAUAUUGAAAAUUUAGGUCUCCCUAAAGACUUCCUUCUCAUUGAUCAUGUUUUCAUACGGAGAGUAAUGUAAUGCAUUUUAGAUGGCCUUUAGGACAAAAUUAUUUUAGAAAUCAGUAGUUGUUGAAUGGUUAAAACAAGGCUCGAUGCUUCAGCAGUUGCUACGGGAGAGUAAUGGUCUGGCUUAAAAACAUACAACAUAUAUUCGUAAAUCUUUUCUUGAUUCUCAGUCCAUGUCAAAUGAAUGUUUUCCUUCACUGUACGCUUGUCUCUAAUAUUUAAUUUAAUAUAUAGUAUGGUGAUGAUCAUUUUGAUAUAUUACUCUGGCUUACAGGCUAGUUUUUAACAUGAUUGCAUUUUCUUAAAUAUUAAACAGUGUUAAACUGAAUAAUAAUUGUGUCACCAUUCUAGAAUCAGAACAAAUUUCAGACCUGCUUAGCCAGCACUGAUCUUCAAAAUGUAUUAGGACAUAAUGGAUUUGUUGACAUCUUGUUUAGCCACAAACACAUUAUGAAAAAUCUUUUUUGUGCUGAUUUUCUGUGAAUUAACAAUGUUCACUGGUGAUGUAUUGAAAAGUUUAUUAUUACAUGAUUAUUACACUUUUAUACAUAAAUCGGUAAGCAGGGUUUAUUAUCAGUCAAUCAGAUUCCACUGUACGUAUGUAGAUUGCACUUUGAUACUUGAAUUGUUUGACUUGCCCCCAUAAUGUUUGGUUUUAAAUUUGGUGCAUUUUUGUUAACCAUUCUCUUAAAUUCAAACAUUGUUAUACAAGUGUAAAAUGUUGUCUGAAAGGGAAGACAUUAUGCUGUUGAUGAAUAAACAGAUUAGAAUUAAUUGCACACAGAAGCCAAAAGACUCUACUGAGCCUUGUAAAACAGAUUUUUGAUACUACUUAUUUCUCCAUGUUAGAACAUUUUCAGCCUAUAAUUUUUCUAAUUUCUCUGACUGUUUGCCUUUAAAGUGACUCAACAUUGCUGCUAAUUCUUUUCUCUCUCUCUCUCUUUCUCGCUCUCUCUUUUUUUUGUUUUUUUGUUGUUGCAUUCUGUCACUGACAAAUAUACAAAGACAUUUCAUUUGUAAUUGAUUUGUACAUUUAAUAGAUGCAUUUGCAGAGCUGUUCAAACCUUCAACACUCCAAAUAAUCCAUUUGGAGGGCAUUCGUAUUCUACUCAUAUUUCUCCGAAUUCUAAAUUCCAUUUUAAUGAUUGAGCCUUGUUAUACUCAUCCAGUGCUUUAUAAUACAGCUUUGACAAGUAUAACAGGAGCAUGUAUGGAAAGGAAUCAAAACCCCAGAGAUACUUGUCUGUAUUUAAUGUAUUUCUGAAGAGGAUUGUGUGCUUUUUGCAUCUGUUGAACUUGAAUUUUUAACCAUGUUGUUUAUUUGAUCUUUUUGUUUACUUUGCUAUAAUGAUAAAAUGAGACUGGGGUGAAUUUUAAUAUACAGUACCAUUGGUUUUGAAGUCAGUCUGGUUUAUUUCUAAUCACUUAAAAUGCAAAGGCAUACACAUGAUCAACUUCAACACAAUGAAUACUCAAAUUCUGAUAUAAAAGUUACAAAACUUUACUCUUUAAUAUUUUUACCAUCUCAGACUCUCCAUUUAACUUGAAUUAAAUUUGAAUAAAAACUAAAUUCACAACACAUGCAAGAAC
Molecule: messenger RNA, 11191 nt
Organism: Xyrauchen texanus (razorback sucker)
Lineage: Eukaryota; Metazoa; Chordata; Actinopteri; Cypriniformes; Catostomidae
Product: myosin-10-like
Exons: 44
Coding region: 156-6260 (2034 amino acids)
Cellular component (GO): myosin complex
Molecular function (GO): ATP binding; actin filament binding; cytoskeletal motor activity
Source: RefSeq, a predicted model, not a curated record